UCUCCGGCUGUUGCUCGGCGAGGCUGCGUCGUUGUCUGCCGUGUCGGACACACAAGACACUCCGCACGGCACCACGGACCAGCCGCGCCGCCCGCCGUCGCCUACCCGCCCCGAUGGCCGCCUCGCCGUCGAGGUGCCUCCUCGUCACUGGCGCACCGGGCGUGGGGAAGACGACGCUGGUCAUGCGGGUGAUGGAAACGCUCAGGGCGUCUCACCCGGAACUCACCAUUCGCGGUUUCUCUACCCGGGAGGUGAGGGAGAGGGGGGAGAGGGUCGGGUUCGAGGUCGUCACGCCCGAUGGGCGAAGCGGGCGGCUCGCCUCCUCCAGGAUUUCGAGCCCUGAAUCUGUUAGAUGGCCUACUGUUGGAAAGUACAAAGUAGAUGUAGCAUCUCUGGAAUCGCUAGCAUUGCCCGAGUUGCAGGUCAAAGAGGACACAGAUCUCUAUAUCGUUGAUGAAGUGGGUAAAAUGGAGUUGUUCAGUUCAGCCUUUUUCCCUGCUGUGGUGAGAGUUAUUGAGUCCAACAUCCCAGUGCUGGCCACCAUACCAAUACCAAGAUAUGGCCGUGACAUUCCUGGAGUGGCGAGGUUGAGGAAUCAUCCUGGCGCAGUUGUUUUCACCUUAAAUACUGGUAAUAGGGAUACCAUGAGAGAGGGUAUCUAUGAUCAGUUGAGCAGAUUGGUACAAAAGAGGUGAUGUGCUGCCCCUUAAUUGUCGCUUAUCGCAUGUAAUGCAGAAAACUACGUUUCUCUUAUGAGCAAAAGAGGUGUUCCUCCGUUUGCACAUCUGUGGUGUAGUGUGACUAUCCAAGUUCAACCUUUGACCAACAAUUAAUUCAUAACAUCUGUUAUAUUA
Messenger RNA from Brachypodium distachyon (stiff brome), 854 nucleotides. RefSeq names its product nucleoside-triphosphatase THEP1. NCBI's taxonomy places the organism in Eukaryota, Viridiplantae, Streptophyta, Magnoliopsida, Poales, Poaceae. Gene Ontology annotation, molecular function: ATP hydrolysis activity. The coding region runs from base 114 to 695 and encodes 193 amino acids. The record is from RefSeq and is a predicted model, not a curated record. The transcript has 6 exons.